Prunus armeniaca (apricot) is the source of this 342-nucleotide messenger RNA. The record is from the annotation of a GenBank genome assembly. Lineage: Eukaryota; Viridiplantae; Streptophyta; Magnoliopsida; Rosales; Rosaceae.
AUGGGUAUGGGGGUUGGGGUUAUGUGGGAGUGGGGUAGAAAAAAUAGAGGGAGGGUUGUUGUUUUGAUUUUUGCUGAGGGGUGGGUUUUUGGGUUCUGCCCAGGAAGAGUGGUUUACCAGGGGAGAGGGGCGAUGGGUUUUUGGGUUCUGCGCAGGGAGGGGGUGGGUUGCAGGUUGGGGGGUGGUGGAGGAAUAGGUUCUGGGUUUUGUGCAAGGAGGGAUGGGCUACGGGUGGGGGGUGAUGGCUUUCCAAGUUCUGCACAGGGAGAAGGGUGGGUUGCAAGUUGGGGAGAGCUUUGGGUUUCUGGUGCGUGGGGGGUUACAAGGACAGAGAAGGAAUAG